AUGACAGACUCCAACAAGAUGAUCAUCAACUUGGCCCUCUUUGGCAUGACUCAGAGUGGAAAAAGUUCUGCUGGCAACAUCCUUCUAGGAAGCACGGACUUCCACAGCAGCUUUGCUCCAUGUUCUGUGACCAAAGAGUGCAGUCUGGGCCGCAGCUGUCACCUCCAUGGCUUCAUGCGUCGAGGGGGGCAAGAGAUAACCCUGCAGGUCCGGGUGCUGGACACUCCAGGUUAUCCGCACAGCAAGCUGAGCAAGAAGCAUGUGAAACAGGAGAUCAAAGAGGCCCUGGAACAUCACUUUGGGCAAGAGGGUCUUCAUCUUGCACUGCUGGUCCAGAGAGCAGACGUGCCUCUCUGCGGACAGGAGGCAUCUCCCUCAGUCCAGAUGAUCCAGGAACUUCUGGGACAUGCCUGGAAGGAUUAUACGGCCAUUCUUUUCACCCAUGCAGAAAAAAUAGAAGAGGCUGGGUUCAAUGAAGCUGAAUACUUACAUGAGGCCUCCGAUACACUGCUGAGCCUUCUAAACUCUAUUCAGCACAGAUAUAUUUUCCAGCAUAAAAAAGGAGACGCACUUAAUGCACAAAGAAUAAAAGUCUUAGAAAAAAUAAUGGAAUUUAUAAGAGAAAAUAGUUACCAAGUUCUUACCUUUAAAUAA
Messenger RNA from Pipistrellus nathusii (Nathusius's pipistrelle), 654 nucleotides. Lineage: Eukaryota; Metazoa; Chordata; Mammalia; Chiroptera; Vespertilionidae. The record is from the annotation of a GenBank genome assembly.